GAACUUUUAUCUCGACUACAACCUUCGCUCAUUUACUUCUUCCCAACUCAAACCUAACACAACCCUCACAACUCCACGGUUCCUUUACCAAACGACCUACCAAAUACCCAAAGGCUUCCCGAUAGCCAUUUCGAUGUCGGAUAAAGUCACUUCGCCUCGCGCCUCACGAGGUGAUUCACCGCCACCUCGCAAACGAAGUAGAAGUGAUGACCGAAGCCAAUCACCGCGUCGCGAUCGCGACAGACGAGAGAGAGAUAACUAUCGAAGAGAUGACACAUAUCGGCCUCGAGGUGGGGAUAGAAACCGUGGUGCUGGACGCGAUUCUUGGAAGGAUCAAAGAGAUAGGAACAGAGAUGACGACACUGUUCGACCGGGGCAGAAUUCGGGAAGACGAGACGAUGAUCACGGAGACAAGGACUCGGAUCGAAGAGAUGCAGAGAGAAGUGAGGGACGAGAUCGAGAUAGACCUCGGCCAAAGAAGGGCUUUGGAGGUUUCAAAUACAAGGACAAGCGACGGAACGACAUAGAAGACGGGGACAAUGAUCGACGAGGCGGCUCAUUCAGAGGCUAUCGGAACCGCUCACCGUCCCCACGCCGCAGAGAUCACGACCGCAAUCGUGAUCGUGAUUCCGGACCGUCAUCUUCCACCAAGAAGUCAAAGGCAAAGUCUAGUGGUGGAGAUACAUCUCAGCCUCCCGUCCGACCGCCUGCAGCGCCUACUAGUGGUGGCGGCGGCGGCGAAGAGAUGAUCGUUGUCCAUGUCAACGAUCGAUUAGGCACGAAGGCUGCUAUCCCGUGUUUCGCAUCAGAUCGCAUCAAGGAGUUUAAGAUCAUGGUUGCCGCCCGUAUCGGACGAGAACCCCAUGAGAUCUUGCUGAAGAGACAAGGGCAGCGUCCAUUCAAGGACAUGCUCACCCUUGCCGACUACGAGGUUAGCAAUGGUGUGCAGUUGGAUCUUGAAGUCGAUACCGGCGACUAAGCAAGGACUGAAGAGGAGUUCGAAAACCACGAUGGAUGCAGGCCUGAUAGGCCACUAGGAUACCCUUAUGACGUUGUAUUACUACUACCUAAAUGAAAGAGAAAACCCCGAUACCCGUCUGAUCAGCCGAACUUGCGCCUGUUUAAAUCUCUCCAUCAAAAUCUAAACACCGUUCCGUAUUCAACAUUUUCUCCACAGAAGAGAAAUAAGAGCUUGUUACGUUACCUUACUACCACAGCUUCCAUUCUAUAUCCGCCCUUCGGGAUGAACACGGCGAUAAUAACGCCCUGAGAAGUACGCCACAUACCUAGAUUGUUAAAUCAAUCAGUUAGGUAGCCUCGUUUGUCU
Messenger RNA from Annulohypoxylon maeteangense, 1327 nucleotides. RefSeq names its product ubiquitin-like protein. Gene Ontology annotation, biological process: mRNA splicing, via spliceosome; protein modification process. Gene Ontology annotation, molecular function: protein tag activity. The record is from RefSeq and is a predicted model, not a curated record. Gene Ontology annotation, cellular component: nucleus; cytoplasm. NCBI's taxonomy places the organism in Eukaryota, Fungi, Ascomycota, Sordariomycetes, Xylariales, Hypoxylaceae. The transcript has a single exon. The coding region runs from base 134 to 979 and encodes 281 amino acids.